UUUUUUCAAAACUAUUUCAUAAUCAAAGAAGGAGCAAGUCGAAGAGGAUUAUCGACAAACGUAUACAUACAAGAACACGGAAGAACAAUAUCUACAAAUACCAAGAACACAGAGAAGGACUUCUGAGUUCGUACUAACUUUCCCCAAAGUACAACUCAAUCCACGACUGAGGACACGACUACGACAUCAGGCACUGCCAUCGACUUGAUUCAGACCCACACGCCGUCGAAGGGCCACCCAUCUUCGUCAAGCCAGGGCUGUUGUUGUUCCUGCACGAGUCGAAAAUCUCACGCGGCGAGAAAUGUCGCGCUUAUCGCUAUUGGCGAAGACGUUCCUUGCCUUGCGCAUCGGGACUACGGAGCGCGGGGGACUCGCGGUUGUGGCAAUCGGUGUUGACGGAGAAGCAAAGCAGGGCCGCAAAAAAGUCAAAUACGGCAACCUGCGGGGGAGCCGGAAAAGGGCGGAGGCUACCGACAGCAUUGCGACCGUGGACGGUGAAAAGUCGUCUAAUGUUGAUGACAAGUACGAAUUCCUGGAGGAAGGAGCUGCAGCAGCAGGUAUCAGUAUGCUGCAGAAUUGUACUAGUGCGCAGUGCGCAUAUUUUUCCAGCUUCACUCCUCUUACUUUUCGCCUGUCAAGCUUGACAAGGCUGGAGCCGCAGAUCAUGAUCGAUCUGUGCACUGUCGGCAAACGGUGCACAUGUUUAGGCCGGUGCUUAAGGCGCCAGUGAAGACGUUCACACAAACCAGUUGAGCACCAGAACGAUAAGCAGUGAAUUGCCUGCUUGCAAUCCUAUCCUGCCUACUAUUCCACGGGCCUAUCUCUCCCGCCUCUCUCUUCUCUCCCCGCUUACGCACAUCUCAUCUAUAUGCGAAGUCAAUCUACGACAGUGUGUUUUUAAGUACUGUUGGUACUUUUAGUUUUUAGUAGUAGUUUACCACAUCCUCGAAUCGUAUUUCCACAUUCUCGAUUCUAUAUCGCAUUAUCGCUCGUUCUGCCCUAUUACUACUUCAACGUCCUCCCUAGCAUUAUCGGUCACAAUUCGGUUUCUAAACGAUCCUGCCGAUCUUCUCCCCUGGUUUGUUCUGUGUGGUGUUGUUUCUGCUUCCCUCGUGUCUUCUUUAUCUCUAACAACACGUUAAAACUAUGAGCACUUGGAUGGUGGAGCCGGCGCCCCUACCCGCCUUGUGCACUGGGAUCAUAGUUUUAAGCGAGCACCAUCGCACUAUCCACCACCUAGGGCUGCCUUCCCACGCAGCGUGGCAGAUAUGCUUUGGACGGUAGGGGCAGAAGUGUUGUCCUUUCCCUCUCUCUCUAUUUCGUCGUUUCUUGUUCAGCUUUUGUGAAUGUCCAUUCGGUUUAAGAAUAAACAUUAACCUCAUUUUAGUAGUAGUUUACGUUGUUAUGCGUUUUGUGUUGUAUCUCUCUUUGAUUAUAAUCGCUGUCCAGAACCAGAAGUUGGUUGCAGUUACUAACAAGACUGCAGACCGGGCUGAGGUUGAUCUCUGCUCUCGCACUCGCGCCUCAUGUUGAGUGUCAUUGUCAGUGCCUACAAGCGGAAGUAGGUGAACGUGAUGAAUCGACGCAAGUUACUAUUCGUGUGGGUGUGCGCAUUAUUUUUGAACAAAGCCAAGAAAGCCGUUUAUUGAACCCACCAAGGCUCGCUGUGAGAUUUCCUCUUAUUUGAGAAGGCAUAGACGAACGAUAUCGGGUAGCAGGUGGAUUAGCAGUCAUUUUAGGGGUAGCUCAUGACUAGGACAAGCUUACACAACAACUUCACGGAGAAGAUGAUCAGCACCAUCAAGAAAACAAAUUCAAACAGCAAGUUCUUAGCCUGUUUUGUCACCAAGGCCACUUCUAGAAUCGCAUUGCAAAUAUCCCUAUCGCAUCAAUUACAUCGAUUACAGAAAAAUUGGCGACAAUCCCCGAAGAACAAGAUGGGCCGGGAGGUACCAAAGUCGAUAAUUUGAUGUUUUAGGUGGAGCAGGGGAAAUUAAUUGAAUUAUGUCCUUUCAUCAAGCCCUCUACAGGUUCUUUUACAAGAUCUUCAGAUCAUUGCCAAAUUUGCAGCUUGUUUUUACUCGCAGAAGAAAUAUUGGAACUAGAAGUAGACCACCGGGCCGCAGCCGCUUUCGAUGUUCCAUGAUGUUGAAAGCAUCGCCACGCUAUGCUUUGUGAAGAGUAAGCGACGCGGUCUUCCACCGACCACGAAGCUGCAUCCAUCGAUCGUCUUCGGAUGUUUUGAAGGGAGGACUGCUUGCGUGCUCUCUUUUCGCUUCAUCAUUUCAUUUGCUUCUCCUGAUCCUCAAAUGCUCUCCCUCGCAACAUUGCUUUCAGUUUUCAAAUCACGAACCAAGAAAUCAUGAGAGGAUUGUGCUACUUCAUAUAUUAUGGAAUGCAAAUAUCAAUAUGUCUGGGUCUGGAAAAGCAUGAUUGAAGCGCUUGCAAUGGCAGCCAAGCAUGACAAGUUUUUGAGACGCCUGUUCAUGCCUAGCACGCGUCACAAAGUGCGUUUUUGCAUGACAAAAGAAGCUCCUCUUUUGCUCCUCAUGCAACACAGAUUUUCCAGGAAUGCAAGACACGCACUACAAGUUCCACUGUUCCAGACCCAGACAUCUUUGCAAUCCAUAUAUAUAAAUUUUAUUUUUGUAUUUAAUUUUUUUAGUAUUUUUAGUUAUUCCCUUUAUUGUAUGUUGUAUUUCUAAAGAUUCCGGCGCGACACCCGGGGAUGGGAUGCAGCAACAGCAGGACGCGACUUUGCGAUUGGAAUUGCAGUCGUUACGUGAAGAUGCUCGAACCAUUAUCGGGGCCUGGGGCGUCCUCAACGCCGAUCCAAACAUCCCGGAGGUCACUAUGGCGUUCUCAAACGUUACAUUCUCAAGUGAUACAUGAUUUGUAAUGCAAAAUGACCAUGAGCCGGAAGACGAUCAAGCUGCUUCGCAUGACAAAUUAUCGAAGUGGUAAACAGCAUGUAAAUCCGCGCCAAAUUUGUGAUGCAAGACUUGCAAUCUUUCCCCUUUCCCUAUUGCUGUUUAUGCGUGGCAAGUUCAUGUAACAGUUGAGAAUGUAACAGUUGAGAGCGCCAUAGCCACGAUGACCAGCGGGCCAGUUGCCGAGUUGGGGAAAAUCGCAACCGAACUAACGAGCGCGUUGGGAAAAGAAUCGCUUGUUAAACAAGCCACAUCUUCGGUGAUCGAUGAUUUGAAGGAACAGGUUUUGCAGGGGAUAACUGCCCUUCUGAAACAUGCCAAGGACUUGAGGACGCAAGCAACUGGGAUCAAGAACGCCGUUGACGAACAAUUGAAACGCCUCAGCGCGGCCUCUGAGUCUGCAGAUUCUGACUCCGUCGCAAAGAAGACCAAGUACGAAACGGCGCAGCGGCAGCUUGAAGAGGCUAACGCGGGUGCUGCGAAUGCGAUGUGGAUUUUCAACCAGGGCGUCGCGCCGUCGGAUGCUAGCAUCAACGCCGCCAAUCAUUGGUCAAAAAAAUUUACUUCGUCGGACGUGAAGCUUUUGGCAGAAAGCUGCGAGCAGCUGCGGCAGGUGCUGCAAGGCUUGGAUCUUCCAGACGGUGAGCGUGCAAAUGACGAGAAGCAGAUGCAGCAGGCGGGCCCGCUGGUCUCUGCAGAGGACGUAAAGACGUUACGUGAAGAUGCUCAAACCAUUAUCGACGCCUGGAGCAAUGUCCUCAAGGCCGAUCCAAAAAUCCCGGAGGCCACUAUGGCGUUCUCAAACGUUACAUUCUCAAGUGUUACAUGAUUUGUAAUGCAAAAUGACCAUGGGCCGGAAGACGAUCAGGCUGCUUCGCAUGACAAAUUAUCGAAGUGGUAAACAGCAUCUAAAUCCGCGCCAAAUUUGUGAUGCAAGACUUGCAAUCUUUCCCCUUUCCCUAUUGCUGUUUGUGCGUGGCAAGUUCAUGUAACAGUUGAGAAUGUAACAGUUGAGAGCGCCAUAGCCACGAUGACCAGCGGGCCAGUUGCCGAGUUGAGGAAAAUCGCAAACGAACUAACGAGCGAGUUGGAAAAAGAAUCGCUUGUUAAACAAGCCACAUCUUCGGUGAUCGAUGAUUUGAAGGAACAGGUUUUGCAGGGGAUAACUGCCCUUCUGAAACAUGCCAAGGACUUGAGGGCGCAAGCAACUGGGAUCAAGAACGCCGUUGACGAACAAUUGAAACGCCUCAUCGCGGCCUCUGAGUCUGCAGAUUCUGACUUCGUCGCAAAGAAGACCAAGUACGAAACGGCGCAGCGGCAGCUUGAAGAGGCUAACGCGGGUGCUGCGAAUGCGAUGUGGAUUUUCAGCCAGUUCGUCGCGCCGUCGGAUGCUAGCAUCAACUUCAACGCCGCCAAUCAUCGGUCAAAAAAAUUUGCUUCGUCGCACGUGAAGCGUUUAGCAGAAAGCUGCGAGCAGCUGCGGCAAGUGCUGCAAGGCUUAGAUAUCUUUAUCAAGUGCAAAUAUGUCUGGGUUAGAAGCUUGUAAUGCUAGUUUGCGCGUCCCCAUAGACGUAUUGGAGGUUGCUGAGCUGACAGCUCAGCAAGCUCCAAGCUGACAAGUUUCUCAGCGACUACUGCUUAGGUGUUGCGUAAACUGUAUGAGAAACUAAAAUGAAAAUUGCUUGGUAGCGCUGCAACAUGCCAACAUGCAUGACAGAUUUCAUCGUCAUUUUUUGCCUUGGCAUUCCAUGUACCUGGAGGGCGGAAGCCUCAUACCAUGCCAUGCCAUACCAUACCAUGUCAGCAGAGCAUUACAAGUCUUGCCAUCUUCUUCCAGACCCAGACGCAUUUGCAAUGCAUAUCAAUUGUGGAUACUCAAACCAUGCAGAUUUGGAAAGAGUUGAUUGUGGACACUCAGACCAUUAUCGACGCCGCGAACAUGGUCAGCGAGGACAUCGCCCUGACACAGGCCGACGAGCGAAUAGACAGGGAGCACGGUAACAUCGUUUCCAGCUUGGACAAAGUCGCCAAAUCUCUGCUCCGUUUGAGCUUGGAUGUACUGCAUGGCUUAGAGAAUAAAGCGCCAGUCAUCGAGAAUUGGAAGAAAGAGGUGCAGGAGGGGAUACGCGUCCUCGUGAGUCAUGCUGACGACCUCAAGACGCAAGCAACUGAGACCCAAAACGCAAUUGCCGCGGCACAAGAAGGAGCACCUGCGCAAGCCUUGGAAAUUAAUGCGGCAAAAAAACAAGGCGGCUUCCAUUCGGUUUCGGCUCUUACGAAAAUCGGUGACCACGUGAUGCGGAGGCCGACGCCAUUGGCUGUUGGCCAGUUGCAGUUCGACGAAAACAUGAGCAAGUGCGACGCAGCUCAGUCAAAGCUUGACGAGACUAUCGCGGACGCUAGCGAUGCGAUGGAAAUUUUCACUCAUGUGCACCCUGGCGCCGUCAGUCAUUGGUCAGGAAAAUUUACGUCGUCGCACUUGCAGACUUUGGCGGGAAGUUGCAAAAGCCUGCGGGAGCUGCUGAAAAACUUGGAUCUUCCAGACCUGCUUGAUCCGUCAAACGCGGACACUGCGCUUCCGCGUCGUUUUUCGCGUUGGCCCUGGGUUUCCCGGUCCUUUGAGCAAAUGACUCAGCUCCGGCUGCAGCAAGCAUCUACCGCAGCAGUUUGGCUAAACAGCAGACUAUCGACUUCAAUAACCCAGCUGAGAGUUCACAUCAAGGCGUGGACAAUUGGCAGAGCCUCCCGACCGGAGGGCGAUUUAGAUUUCAAGAGCAUGCUGACGACGCAGCUGGACUUAUGGAAACAGCAAGAAGAAGCGCUCAAAAAGGUCCGGAUGGAUGUUGUGGCGAGCCGUGAGUGGUUGGAAGAGAGACAGUUUGGAGGUCUGCUCCGGAAUAAUUUGAUGACAGGCGAAAAAGUAGAAGCAGGCCCGCUGGUUGAUGACGUUGCGGAGCUUGAAAGUUGUGUUGCUCGAGCGGCUAUGUCAUUUGUUGGCGUUGAUGGCGUUGAGGGAGGCGAGCCCAACCUGUUCAAGCAAGCGGCGCCCGAGGAUGAAAAUUUGCGCCCUGAAGAAAAAAAGCAUGCGGCGCCGGAGGAAAAAACGCUUGUGACUUAUGCCGAGCAGUAUACCGCGGGCCUGUGCCUGUCCAAGGGAGUGGAUGUCGGAGGUGUGCUCCAAAAAAAAAAAAAGGGAUACACGUCUGCAGAGGCCGCGGCACAUCUUAAAACGCUGCGGGAAACUGCGACAGGAUGCGGGGGCCUUGCUUCCGGCGCGACUACCCCUGCAACUGCUGCCGCUAGGCUGGGGGAGGUUUUGUCCCAGGCAAGCGACCUUCUCAACCUCACGGAGCCCCCCACCGCAGCGCCAGCGGAUGGGCCGCCAGCCGGCAUGCCCAGUUCUUCGGAGCCGGUUGGCGACAUCGAUAGGCUCAGGGCCUCCCGCAAGGAACUUGCCGAGAAAAAGGCGCGGGUGGAGAAGUCCGCGCACUCCUUGGAGUCGGCCUCGGGUCCAGGCGCCGACGUUUACGAGAAGGGGCAGUGACGCUGUCAGGCCUAGAAAUUGCGUGGCUGCGCUCCUGAAAAUAACAGGCAUGGCCCAAAAUGGUUUUCCGCUGAAUCGGCGCAAAGGCUGCCAUUGAUUUCGUGGGCGCCGUGGUGGUGCCAUGGCGCAUCACAAACAGCCGGGACACCGCAUUGCCUGCGGGCAUUGGUUUCGUGCUCCCAGCUGCCAUCAAAUAUUGAAUGACGGGGAAAUCAGGGUAGACUUGCCGGCACAAUAAAGCGUCGCCAGCGCGCCCGCCCGGCUUCCUUGCGUUAAUAAGUGCUCAGUUACCGACAGGCCGGCACAGAUGUGUGGCGGGCCUGGUGGUUUUGGAAAGGGCCCCAGGCGCGGAGGCUUCCGCCCCCGAAACUCGGCCGCGCCGAAGCCGGGCCCCGGGGGGGCGGGCGGCUGCCCCGAUGGGGUGCCGCACUCCACCAGCAGGCCCCGGUCCGCGGCUGACAAAAAAAAUGGCUAAAUUUUUCGGGAUUCCCCCAAUACCGGCGGGCCCAGGCGUGAGUGCCCCAGGCUAGUUUGCGCGGCAAGCCCUCCUGCCGGAGGUCCCAAAGACUAGGCGGAACCGACCCUCUGCGCCACAUUAGGCCGCCUGCUUGGCUUACGAGCGUCAGUCAGAGAGCCCGCGGGCCGCGGGAGGCACUAAACCCCAGCUAAUUUUUGCGGGAUUUCCCCAAAGCCCUUAGGGUGGGCGGCGGUUUUCAUCCCCGGGCGUUGAAGUUUCCCGGGCCCGCAGGGUUCCGCCCUUUUCCACCGCGCCCGGGGGGCCGGGUUUUUGUCAAAUCCCCCCGCUGGUCCCGCGUGUGUUUUUCCAUGAAAAGCCACGACGGGAAUUAAAAUUUAAAAAUUACGGCCGUUUGCAGGGGAUUCGGAAUUUCGAACGCCCUGGGGGCUUCUUUGGUAUUUUCGUACCCGGGUGGCCCCGAAGGUGGAGGGCAGCGCUUGUGGUCUGGUUUUCAUGGGGGCCCUCGGGUUUUCGGCUUGGGUUGUGAAGACCUGGGCCGUGUGGGCAAUGUUGAAAUCCCUGCACCCUAUCCCUGUUUCGUUCUUUCGCAAAGCCAUUGUCGCUGGCUUUUUCGAAAGCUUUCGAUUUUUGGGCUCUGAGUCGUAUUCUAUUUUGGACUUCUAAACGUGCUCGCUGUUUUGCUUUCUAUUUUUCUGCGGGAUUCGCGUGUUCGGCAGCUGUCUUCUCAACUUCUAUUUUUCGCGACACUGGAGAUUUCCAAAGGAAAUCCUCCAAAGCGCGAAUUUAGAAGUUGAAAAGCAGCCGCUCGAACAUGCGAAUCCCGCAAAAAAUAGAAAGCAAAAUAGUAGCACGAUUUAGAAGCCAAAAUAGAAUACGAUUUAGAACCCAAAAAUAGAACAUGAUUUAGAAUACGAAAAUAGAACAUGAUUUAGAAUACGAAAAUAGAAGCAAAAUUAGAAACGAAAAUAGAGCCCAAAAAUAGAAACAAAAUUAGCCGCAGAAUUAGCAGCGAAAAUAGCCGCCCGCGGGGGGUGUUUCGUAUGGGUGUAACUGGGUGGGGUGUUCGAUGGGUGCUUUUGCUUCUCGGGCGGUUUUGGGAUUUGGGGUUUUGUUUUGCGGGAAUUCAUCCUGUGUGAGAUUGCCGGCGUUGCCAUGCUCCAUGUGUAGGAGGCGGCCUGCUUCUCGUUGUUUUCUUUUUCUUGUCCUGAAGCCCCUCUCGUGAUUGUUUUGGGACCUCGCGCGCGGCAACUUGGGUUGUCGCUUUUUCGGGUUUGGGCCUUCAACUAUUAUCCCGAUUGUCGGGGUUUGAAAAAAUCCCGCAAAAAUUAGCUGGAAAUUAGCGGCCGCCACCGCCCCGGGGUUUCCAACUGACGAGCGCCGGCCGCGUUUGCUUGGAUGGCAGGCUGGCGGCCGGGGCGGCCCGACUAGGGGGGGCAAAGGCGCCGCGGAGGAUUUCAUUUUCUAGAUGGGCGCCCGGUGGCACGUCCCCGACCGCAGAAAGCCACACCGGGGGCGCGAGAAGAGUCACGGAGGCCGCCCGGGAGGCCGAAGAGCCCCGAGGAGACAUUGGGAAAGGCGGGGCCUUGCAGGGACCCCCAGGUAGCAGGGGGCCCCGAUUCUCCGGGAACACGGAAUCUUCCGCGGGGCGAAGCCCACCCGGGGAGGCGGUUCGCCUGGCCAGCAGCAAGCGUGUUAGUUGGUGUUCUGGACGCGCCGGCGCGUGCCUUUUUUUCCUAUCCCCAUUCCCCGCGAUCAAGAAGUAUUACUAUUGGAGCCCACGCACCUCCUUGUUUCGGGAGUUUAGUUAGGCCUGAGCGUGUCAGGGCCCCCUCUUAUACAAAUGCUGCCGAAGCGCAAGACCUUGAGCACCAUGUUGCCCGGCUGACUAUGUUGUUUGUUGGCUUUCACGAUUACAACGAUGGCGCCCUUUGGGCGAUCAGCAAGCUCGGCCACCAAAAGGUGCAAACGCUUAUGGAGUACGUCGCAGCGCAUGCCGAGAGCUUGGUCAGAAGAGGCACCGCCGUACGGCAUGUGCCUCCCGGAAGUAUCGCACAGGGGGCCCUCGAUAGCGUGCGGCGCGACUUAGAAGACGCGAUCACGCCGAACAUCUUGAGGUCGCUUGCAGGAAAGUGCACGAAGCUUGAUGGUAGGAGGCUGAAUCCUUUCCCCAUCUCCACGCGGCCCCGCUUUGCAGGCACCGCUAGCCCGCGGCGCCAUUUGUUUUGUAGCCUCCCGGCGCCGACUGCCUCGGCACGGCCGCAGCGGCUGGGGGCAUGGAACCGGCGGCGGGGCGCCUGUUUCGGCAUUGUCAGCUGGCUGAGUGCCCCCCGCGCCGCCUCCCCAGCCGCGCUGGUUUUUUGCCCUCGGGGGCUGGCUUGCGCCUUGCCACCCCUGCUCCCUCUGCACCGCGCCCCGGGCGCCGCCCCCCGUUUGCUUCCUCGCCUACUGCUGCAGCCCCCCCCCGCCCUGGCUAGCCGGGUCCCCCCGGCCGCCCUGUUGCAUACCCGGCGCCCCAUUGCGAGCACCCGCCCCGCCACAAUGUGGCGCGCUUGAAUUUUGUGCCCCGUUUAUGUAUUGCUACUGGCGCGCCUGGCGCGAAAAGUUGGAAGGGUGCGCGCGUGCGCCCACAGACGGCGCCUUCGGGCCGGGGAACGGGCGCCCGGCUUUUGCCUUUCGCCGUCACUCGAGUGAGAAGCCACUGCCCCGAAGCGGGAAAGCGAGGCAUGGGGAGAUGGGUCAGCACUCGAUAGCGCCUCUUGAUGUUGUGUUUGCUCGUAGGUUGGAGAAGGUUGUGGCCCAGGCAAAGGGUCUAGAAAAGUUGGCCAACGAUGAAGCUGGCUGGGCGAGCGACGAGGAGGGCCCGGAUGUGCAUGACCUCUGGGACAGGGUUACUGCCGCCGAAGCCCAGCUGGAUAAGGAGGCGGACGAGGAGGGUGGUAUGUCUCUUGGCGCCGUCAGGACUCUCGAAGACGCUGCGGCCCGAUUGGCUCUGGCGUUUGUUUCUGAAGGUGAGAAAGUUCUCGACGGAUUGGCCAUUGGGCGCCUCGGCUCUGAGGCCGUGCAAACGCUCGCGGAGUAUGCCACGGCGUACGUCGACAAGGUGGAGAAGCGCCGCAACCCACUGAAGGAGCCGAGCAGGGAGUGGGAGAAGACAAAAGCAAAACAAGAAAAGUAGGGGCGGAAAGCGAAAGUCUUUGGGGGGCCCACUCGCAGAACCUUUAGUAACCGACGCGGCCGCCCGUGUUCGUCCAUGCAUUCAAAUAAGCAGGCAGGUUGGGCGGGUGUGCCGCCCUGACGUUGUUAUGGCGCGGCCGGCGUUGUUUUCCUAAUUUCUCGCGCGCAGCAAGAUCUGUCGGACGCGCCUGAAGCGGCGUCGGUUGUGUAUUUAAGAACAAGGCAGGCGCACGCGCACCGGAUCGCAUUUUCGUAAAGCCCGGAGGCGGGCCCCGUUCGGCUCUGGGGGGCCCUCGCAAGGGUGGGUGGCAGCGUGUUCGCCGAGCCUGAGCUGGCGCCCGCCCUCGGUUUGUCCGCGCUUGGCCGGGCACUUUAGUCAGUGCGGCGCCCUUCGUCCAGGGCCCAGCCAGGUUUGGAUUUUGCAAGCAGGCCAGCAGAUAGGGCCCGGCCGGCUUGUGGGGUAGGAAGGCGGCGCCAACAGAACAGGCGCAGCCAGGGCCUGCCCUCUCUUGUGGGCGACCGGGCGGCGGCAAUUUGAUUGGUCUUGUGGCCUCUGCUGGGUGGCCCCGCCCCUCUUUCUUCUUUUCCGAGGAUGCGAGCGAAGCAGCGCGGGCCGGCGUACGCGCGCCGGGCGGGAAACAGCGCGGCGAGGUUGCCGCCCCGCGGAGGCUGAUUGGUUCAGGCGGACGAACCUUGGGCGGGCUGUUUUUCUAAAAUCUGGCGAACCCGUCGGGGACUUGCAAAACCCCGGGCGCCGAGGCCGUCGCCCCGCGGCGAUUUUAUUUUUCUCGGGCAGCAUGCAGCACGCAACGCAGUACCCGCCCCCGGAACGUUUGGCGGGAAACGGGAUGGACACGGCGCCGGGGCCCCGGCGCCCCUCCCCCCGCCGUUUUUUUUGUGUAUUGGCCGCAGCCCUUCUUUUGUUUUUUUUUGUCUUUCUUGCUCCGCCUCGGGAUGUUCUUUGGGCCCGUUUGAAAAUUUAAAAGCCCGGGGCCUUUUCUUGCGGUAGCCUACCAAUUGGCCCAGGCCGUUUUAUUCGCGGAAGCGGACGGGCGGGGUGUGCCGUUUUGUUGUUGGCCGCCCGGGGCAGAAGCCGAACCGCCCGGCCGGUACGGUGCGGCGCUGCCUGUCUUAUAAAAUUAAAAACGCAGUAGACGCGACCGCGGGGCGGUGCGCCGCGCCUUCGCGCCCCAGCCAGCCAGCGAACAAAAGCGAGGACGCCUGCGUGUAAUUGAGCGAGAUACGGCGCCCGGUGAUUUUGCACAUUUGUGCGCGGGAUGGCGUCUGCGCUCCUGCCCGAUGGCACCGAGAUGGUAGCUGGGGCCCUGGGGCGCGAUUUGUCAAGGCGGCGGGGCCCGAAAGCGUCCGCCCCCACUUUCGCUCUCGGCCCUCCGGGCUCGUUUCUUGUUCUAGUUAACGUUGCCAGGGUGGCGUGGUUUUCUUUGCCAGCGCGCUCGGUGGCAACUGUAAAAGGCCCCAGAAAGUGUUUUCAAAUUGCCGCGCGCGCAAAAGGUACCGGCGUAGGGCCUUCAUAAGUAAGACAAAGCACGCAGAGGCGGGCGCUACCGGUAAGACCAGAGGGCGGGCCAGAGGAUGUUUGCCGCGCGCGAGGCGAUAGAGACUACCUAGGUGGUGGAAGUAGAGAGGCAGCAAGCAGGGGGUGGGGCCAGCUUUGUUUAGAGGCCGGCCCAAACCAAGCAAGCCGCCUCUCGUCGCUAAACACCCUGGCUGCGGUGCGCCGGUGAUAUGUUGGGGCGGGAGCCAGUUGCCACCGCACUCGCCCAGGUUGCCCACCAUCACGCGCGGCCGCUCGUGUUGCCGGGCCCCAACAGUGAAAUCCCCCCGGGGUUUUUCUGGGCAUACAAAACUGCAGGAGGCGGCGAAGCUUGAGUGGCUCAGGCCCUCCAUUCGGCGAAUAUCGAACGCGCGCGCCAUCUGGAAAAAAAGAGAAAAGGCAGGCGGCGAGCCAGAGGGCACGCAAGACUGGGAGUUGGAAAGCCAGAACGGCCGCGCCCCUGUCAUUUUCAGAACGGCGCGCCGAAAAGGUGGAUACAAAAAGGGCGCCUUCUAUUACGCAAUCGACGCCGUCCAGAAGUUGGACAAAAGCAGCGGCAAGGCGGCUCGUUGGGUUGGCGUUCCAAGGGAUUUGGAAAUAACGGCCCGCGUACGUCGCCGACCAGGAGGGCCAAAGCCUUCGGGGGGCUCGCGUCUUGCCGCGCUCACCUCGCUGGCCGUGGGCAAGGAGCGUACAGAGGCGGAGGUCGAGUGUCUCGGGGUUGUCACUUUGCAGCAAACGGAAGGCGGCAGCGAAUGGAAAGACGCGGAGGUGGGCCAUCCCUCUCUUUGGUGGUGGCGCGGCGGCCUGGGAGCUGGGUAAGAUAGUGCUCGUUUGUUGCCUUGUCAUGAUGCGUUCGAGAAUUAAGAAAAUGGCCGCGGCGAGAUAGAUUGCUUGGGGCCUGGCAUUGGGGGCCCGUCUUGUUCGGAGAAGGGGGCCAGAGAAGGGGGGGCUGUGUUUUCCGCCUUAAUGCCAAACCAGGGGAGGGCAGGCACGCAGCCGCGCGCGGGCCUGUCGUCCGGUUGCAAGGCGUUGAGAGGGCGCAGCGUGUUUUGCAAAAGCACCCGCGCGGGGGCUAUUAUCGCAGGCCUGCAACAUGACCGCAGGCCACCACUUUUGAUUGCGGGGCCCGACGGCCAGGGCGUCAACUAACUUGCGCCGCGUUGAUUGUCCUCGGCGCCUACACCUCGGGCGCCGCCGCGGGGCGGAAUUCAGUUAGGCCAGCGCAGCUCCUUAGGCAGGGAAUUGGCUUGCCGCGAGGUGGCGAGCGCUGCAGCAAGGCAAGGCGCGCGCUGCCCCCCGCGCAAUAUUAUGGAAAGGCCUCAGGCGGCCAGCAGGGUUUUGGCAGAAAGAUAAAAAAAGGCGCGCGCCCCCCAGGCGGCCGGGGCUUCGUUUCCAAGCACGGACGCAAUCCGACUGGCUUGUGCCGCCUGCCGCCUCCCUGAUGAAUCGGCCAGCGCAGCGAAGCCGGUAUGGCGGCCGACCUUCUGAGGCGCUCGCCAGCCGCUUUGGCUAUUACUUGGCGGCCUUGGGUGCCCGAAAGGAGCGGGCCACCAAAGAGGCGGCUAGCCGAAGGGCAAAGGGCGCCGCAUGGUAUCUAUGCAGGAAGGGCGUGAGCGCCACAUCGGCCCGCGCCCCCCCAAACCUUCGGAGGCCCCAAAAGAGGCCGCCAACCAAAGUCGGUGGGCCGCCUGCUUUUAUCCGGCGCGCGUGGUUUUGAGGGCCAGAAACUAGUUGGCCCGCCAUUCCAGCGCAAGAAACCCGGAAAGCCUCUGCGAGGUCCGGGGGGGGCGGGGCCGUGGUGUUUUGGCCGCGGCUUUUGAAUGUUGCCUUAGCGUGGCGCGUGAGUGCUUCAGGCCGACUCCAGUCGGGAUGGAUGCAUGGCGUUGGGCUCAAGGGCAUGCAUUGCGCGCAGCGAGUUGACGGCCCGCGGGGCUUGACGGCCCCGCGGGCCGUCGAGCACCCCCUCGCGCGCGCCGCCCCCCGGCCCUCAGACACGCAGGGCCAGAGAGACAGGGAGCGUGCGAUGGGCGUUCGCCGUGCUCGGGUGGGGGCCUCUUCUCUGCUCUCGGUUGCUAAGGCAGGGCCCCCCCAUAUUGCUCCGGACCCCCGGGCGCCCAGCCCUUCUCGUGGGGCGGCGGCUUUGUGUGGCCCGGUCCCUCGGGAAAGCCGAAAGGGGCCAAAGGUAGAAAAGGGGGCCGGGCGCCUUGGCGCCUGCCAGCCUGGCCAGGCAGGCAUCCUAGACAGGUAUGGGGGGCCGGCGGGCGAUGCCUGUUCUUACUUUGGUUCGUUGAUUGGGCGGCCACCGGAGGCGCCGCGCCUGCUUCUAUUUUGGCUCGGCCCGUUGGGGUUUUUCGCCUCGUAUUCGGCCUCCAUGUAUUCACCCGCCCGCCCCUCGCCCGGUGUUGUCUUCGUGCGGUCCGGCUUGCCGCCUUCUUUUGGCUUCCAGUUAGUGAUUUAGUAUAUGGCUUUUCUGUGGGGCGCUCUAGAGUUAUUGUUCAGCCUGCUCCGUUUCUGUGCUUUUGUUCAGGCCCCCCUUUCUUUGGGAUUUUGCUUGUCAGUAUUUAUAUGGCUUCGCUGGCCCGGCGGCAUCGCGCCCCGCGCUCCCGAUUGCAUUGCGCCAAACAUUUCGACAGGCCUGCAGCUGCAUUGCCUUCGAGCCCGAGAGGCAACGCACAAGCCGGGGGGAGCCCUUUCGCCACCAUUCGCCGGAACACGUUGCGCGGCAUGGCCCUCCACCUAAUAGAGUACGCCGAAAAGGUCCCCGAGGACUACCUGGACCGGAUUACUCCGGCGAAUGGGCGGAGGCGCCGCCUUGAUUUCGUCGCGCAGGCCCGGCGUGAUUUCGCGGCCUCUCGCACUGCCGGACAAGAGCGAACGACGUUGCUUCGUAAAGUGCUGGUCGACGCGGCGCAUUUUCUCAAAUUUCUCACAAAAGCGUCUGCCCCACGGCCCGCCCCCCUGGCGGAGACUCUGAGAAAGAUGCCGGGGUAUGUGCCUCCUGGGCUACGUCCAGACGCAGAGGGACAGCGCGCCGCGCAGCUUUUAGCCGCUUUGGAAAAAUUUGAAGAGGCCGGCGACUCCGUUUAUUCGCGGGUCGUCAGUGGCGCGCGCCACUCUGGUGGCGAUGGCCAGGCCUGGGUCGAAGCUUUGCAGGAACUCGAGGGCAGUGCCACAUUUCUGCGGACGCUCCACAUUGGCGCAUUUCUCGCGCCACCUACUCCGCCCCAAAAGCUUGCGGGGCUUUUUGUGGGCGAGCAGCUUGCUGCGGAUGUUUUUGCCGCACGAGAGCGGACCGCCGAAACGGUCAAAGAGUUGCUCGAAGGCUUUUCCCAGUUCCAGGGCACGCAGGCGCCCGGCAAGUCUGCAGGGCAGGAGACCGUCCCUGGCCCCGCAGGAGCUCCGCAGGGCACCCGGUGGCAAGAAGAUUUCCUGUGCUCGCUUCGCAAUGUGGAAAGCAGGUUGAGCGGCGCUAUCGAAAUCGUGGGGCCAGCGCUGCAGGGCGAUGGCAGCCUGCUAAGCGAAGCAGAAAGGCAGGCGCUGCGCGCGGCGGGAUUUCAAAGCGAGGCCGAGACGAACCUGUACACGGCUUACCAAGAAAUAACCGCCGCGGCCCCCGGCGUGCUCGGUGGCCGCGAGGAGCUCGCCCGGGCGCGUGAGCUUUUCUCUUAUGCGGAGAGCGGCCUGCGCGCACAGUAUUACGCGGCGCUAUUCUGGGCGCCGGGCGAGCCGCUGCCGGCCGGCUUUUCUGCUGGCGAGGUCUUCAAAGAAACAAAAGCACCCGCGCGCCAGGAGGCGGCUCCGCAUGCAGAUCGGGGGGAGGCAGGAGACAGCCCAGGCUCGGCCCCGAUGGCCAGGCAAGAACCCGAGCACGCGCCUGACAAGGCUGCGCCGGUGCUUCUGGAGAGGUGCCUCGCCUCCGCCAUCAAAAACGCGCCGCCUGUUUUGCUAAAGGGCGGUGAAGAAAAACUUCUGCGGCAGAUGCGCGGCGCGCCCAAAACCUUUCUGCAGGCUUUCCUCGCCAGUGUUGGCGCUUGGGUCAAUAUGGUGGGGUCGAGAGGCAUGUAUGAGUUUUGCGAUGUAUUGGCGGAAAUACAUCGCAAAACUCAUACAUCAUACAUGGAAGAUUUGAGGAGAACGGCCUCACUUUCGUACAUUAUACAUCAUACAUUGUACAUCAUACAUCGCAAAUUCUCCGCUGUAGGUACCUCAUACAUCAUACAUCAUACAUCGCAAAUUCUCCGCUGUAGGUACCUCAUACAUCAUACANAUCAUACAUCGCAAAUUCUCCGCUGUAGGUACCUCAUACAUCAUACAUCAUACAUCGCAAAUUCUCCGCUGUAGGUACCUCAUACAUCAUACAUCGCAAGUUCUCCGCUCUGGGUACCUCAUACAUUGAACAUCAUACAACAUACAUUGUACAUGGUGCAUCCUGCUUGGUACAUUGUACAUUGUACAUCGUGCAUCGACCACAGCUCGGCAGAGGCCCGGACGUCGAGCUGUUGCAACAGCUCGACGCGGCUGCUCCAACAGCUUGACAUGGCCUCGCUUGUCGAGCUGUUUGAACAGCUCGACAACAGCUCGACAUGGACCCGGAUGUCGAGCUGUUGGAACAGCUCGACAACGGCUCGACAUGAUGGACCCGGAUGUCGACAGCUCGACAUGGACCCGGAUGUCGAGCUGUUCGAGCAGCUCGACAACAGCUCGACACGGGCUCGGAUGUAGAGCUGUUUGAACAGCUCGACAACAGCUCAACAUGGGCCCGGAUGUCGAGCUGUUUCAACAGCUCGGCAACAGCUCGGCAGAGGCCCGGAUGUCGAGCUGUUGCAACAGCUCGACACGGCUGCCCCACCAGCUCGACAUGGACCCACCCGGAUAUCGAGCUGUUGGAACAGCUCGACAACGGCUCGACAUGGGCCCGGAUGUCGAGCUGCUCGAACAGCUCGACGACCUACAAUGUACGAUGUACAAUGUACAAUGUCCAAUGUCCAAUGUCCAAUACAUCAAUGUACAUAAUGCACAAUGCACCAAUGUGCAAUGUGUCAUACAUCGUACGUCAUACACUGGACCAUGUACAAUGUACGAUGUACAAUGUAUGACGCAUUGAUGUAUUGCACCUCAUACAUUGUACAUGGGAACCGUCGCGCUCUCCUCAAAUCUUCCAUGUAUGAUGUAUGAGUUUUGCGAUGUAUUUCCGCCAAUACAUCGCAAAACUCAUACAUGCCUCUCGCCCCCACCAUACCCGCUUGGGUUGACGCUAGGCGGCAGCAGGCUUUGUCUCAGGCAGAGGACCUUGAAGAUCUUGCCGCGUCUGGGCGGGCGGACAAGCGCGCCCUCGGCAUACCUCUGGCGAUCCAGCUAUACGCCUGGGAGGUCAGUGCCGCGGCGCACCAGCUGAAGGAGCGGGCGGGCCCCCACAUGUUAGAAGCGCGGCCGGCAGACUCCGCCAAGCUAUUGGCGAGCGAAGACGAGGGCGGCGUGCAUUUGCGACCCGUUGAAAACCUCGAGGACGCUGUGGCCCUGUUGGUUCUGGAACUUGUUGCGGAAGACGAGAAUGCAGGGGGCGCUUCGGUUGUCGGGCAGCUCGGAACCCAGCGGGCGCAGGCGAUCCUGGAGUAUGCCCGAGCGUAUUGCGCCGAUGGGGUCGUGGCGACGGACCAUUGGCCGCAAGCUCGGGAAGCUUUGUGUGGUUGGAAGUUGGACAACUAUGGAUGGGAGGCGACGCCCCGGAAACGCUUCCGAAGCAGAACAGGCCAUGAGCAAGCACGCCCGCCGCAUGGUUGGGCUUGCUGUCUGGCGGAGGCUAGCCGUGGAGCUCUCCUCAGCUGCCCCCGAAACAAAAAGGGCAACGAAGCCAAGGCAAUCCACAAAGGGCGGCCUCGCGCCGGAUUUUGCAUGCUCUGUUAUGUGGUCACCCCGAGGGGCGGCGCGCGCGCGCCCAAACUUCCACCGCCCGGGAUGGAAGGAAGCCUUAGGCGCCGCGCCUUCCUGGGGGCUCGCGCAGGGUUUUCUGGCAGAUUACCAACCUACGUAGCAGCACGCCAACCCAUUCAAGGGGCCUCGCCGAAGCCCCCCAGCAGUUUUCCCCGGAAAUGCCUAGCCGGGCCCCCCGGGAAGUCUUCAGCGGGCCGUCGAGGGGCAACGCCGUGGCGCCUGCCGUUGUAGUGCCGUGGCGCCGCCGCCCCGCGAUUUCCCCACGCACUCGGCUCCGGACGCUUCUGGGCGGCUUGUUCUUUUGAUCUGCUUGCGGCUUUUUUGGCACAUGGCCGCCCGGCCGGAUCGGCUGGCCGCCCGCCGGUUUUCAAAAAAUGCAUGAGAAAAAAACUGGUGCCGGAUUUUGGAAGGCAGUUGGGCCCGCGCACCGCUUAUGGUGCCGCCUUACGGCAGAAAGCCUAGCAAGAAGAGAACAACGCGCCCCCCUGUCUUGUGUCACUCUUAUUUUCGCGGCUUGUGUAUGGCAAACAAAGGACGUGCCGCGGCCUGCUCUGGCAGGCCCGCGGCCUUCGUUGUUUGCCCAGCCAUCAAUGAUAGACGGAAGGGGCAGCGGCCGGCCCUAGAUUGGCCAUGCACGCCCCCGACGCCCAUGGCCCGCCGGAACUAUCUAUCGACGGACCGCCCUGGGAUAGAGGGCCGCCCGGGCCUAUCUAUCGCUCGACGGCGGGGGCCGCGCGCGGCGACUAAAGUGAAGAAAGCCCGGGCAACCUGCGAAGGACGUUGCACGCAACGCGCACGCGGGGGCCUGGGCCAUGGUAUAGCCAACGGCCUCGGCUUUCGUGCGUGUCUGAAAGCGCAGCCGCCUUCACAGGCGCGUGCCCCCGAAGGGCCCGCGGUUUUUUGGGUUUGGAAUGAUGACAACGGGCGGCCCGAACCAUGGGACAACAACGAGCCCAGUUGGGCCCCGUGGGGCCCGCGCCCGGGCCCGUAACUAUUAGGGGGGCGCGGGGGGCGCCAUUGCGCGCCAGCUUCAGGAAGGUGCGCGGGCGCCGGCGGUGCGCGCCGACGGCCGGCGCAGCCCCGCCCCAGACAUGGCGGGCUCGCAGGGGCCAUGCGCGGCGUUCGUUUCUCAUCUCAGUGAACCCACCGUCGAGAUUGGCUGUCAGUCUGUGUUGUCAGUCUCGUCGGUCGCAGGGGUGAAGCGUUUCCCGGUUUCCCGCGCAUACAAAGUUGGAGAAGUUCGCGGCAGCUGGAGUUUUAGUUGGACAGCCCAAAAAAGAAUUGCUAACAACCGACAGCGGGCCUGUGUCCUCCAGGAGCUCCACAGAACAAGGGGUAGCCCCGUUCAUUGUCGUGCGCCGCACAUUGGAUGGGCAGGCGCGCGACGUAUUAAACUUCGUCGAACAAAAAAUCUCCCAAACUGUGCUGGAGAAGAUUAGCGAGACGGCGGCGAAGGAGCGUCGCGCUUUCAUUGCUAUGGCACGGAGCGCCAUCACCGACUCGCCUGCGCCUGCCGAAAAGCAAGCGCUUCGGAGAGUGCUUGUAGACGCGGCGAAAUUCCUCAAGAAAACUUUCUGCAGCGGCUUACAGAAGGGCGGAUCAGAGGAGGGCGCGCCGGGUCCUGAACAUGCUCAACUUCGCGCAGCGUUUGACCAGUUUCAAAGCGGCGGCGACUCUGCCUUCUCGUGGGUAGUCGAUGUCCAUGAUGAGCGUGCUCAGUCUGCUAGUGAUGAUCGGAGACGGGUAGCAGCUUUGCAGGCGCUCGAAUACAGUGCCGAACAAAUCCAGGAAUUUUGGCACAAGUUAUAA
Molecule: messenger RNA, 19424 nt
Organism: Amoebophrya sp. A120
Lineage: Eukaryota; Dinophyceae; Syndiniales; Amoebophryaceae
Source: the annotation of a GenBank genome assembly